Messenger RNA from Diaporthe citri, 507 nucleotides. RefSeq lists its product as uncharacterized. The transcript has a single exon. NCBI's taxonomy places the organism in Eukaryota, Fungi, Ascomycota, Sordariomycetes, Diaporthales, Diaporthaceae. The record is from RefSeq and is a predicted model, not a curated record. Bases 1 to 507 code for a protein of 168 amino acids.
AUGGAGUGGAUGGCUUGGUGCAAACCAUCACAGCCCUCGCCGUUGACAGUCGUUGAUACCGCCGGUUCUCCUCAGCCCAACAAUUGCCACGAUGCGUUUCACCUCACUUCUGAGUUUGGCUCUGCCAGCCCUUGGUAUGGCCCAGGUACGCAGACCGUCCCUGUCCAGCUGACAAACCCCAGCUGCCACUUCUGCAUUGGCACCCCACUAACCAAGACUGCUCUUCGACAACAGAGUGCCAGCACAACCUUGGCUACAUCCACCACCGCCGCAGCACCCACAGCGACCCCAGACUACUUGGCCAUCUGCGAGUCAGAAGCCGGUAGCUACGCGGACAGCUGCCCGCAGUGCCUGUACCGGUGCAUUGGCUCUUCAUAUGUUGAGCAGUGCUACGAGAGCACUUUCUUCAGUGUCAACGGCAUCCAGUCCCAGUGCUGGCAACAUGGUGGUCAGAACUGCAGACAGCAGGCCCUUGCUGCUGUCUGCCCUGGCCCUUCCACAAGCUAG